Molecule: messenger RNA, 2424 nt
Organism: Peromyscus californicus insignis
Lineage: Eukaryota; Metazoa; Chordata; Mammalia; Rodentia; Cricetidae
Gene: CUNH11orf86
Product: chromosome unknown C11orf86 homolog
Exons: 2
Coding region: 1221-1739 (172 amino acids)
Source: RefSeq, a predicted model, not a curated record
CCAGGCAUGGUGACUCAUACUUGUAAUCCAAGAACUCAGGAGGUGGAAACAGGGGGGUCAGGAGUUCAAGAUCAUCCUCUGACACAUUUGAGACCAGUCUGGGCUACAUAAGAUCCUGUCUAAAACAACACAACGAAAGUCUGGUGUAGUGAAAUAAUAUUUACUAUCAAUCUUUUUUUUCUUUGUGUCUCUGGGUAGUAUAUGUGUGUGAGGGACUUACGGGGGGGGGGGGCAGAAGUUUACAUCAGGUAUCUUUCUCUGUCAUUCUCUACCUUUAAUUUUUUUUCUUUUUUGAGAGGAACUAGCUGUGUAGACCAGGCUGGUCUCAACCUAACAAAGAUUUCCUCUGACUGUAGCUCUUGAGCACUGAGAUUAAAAACAUGUGCCACCAUGCCUGGCUUCACCUUUUUAGAUUUUCAAAUUACAUUUAUUCAUUUGUUUGUUUGUUUGUGUGUGUGUAUUCUUGAGAGCCGGAGUGUGAGCGCCACAGCGCAUGUGUAGCAGAGAGAGGACACCCUGUGGGAGUCAGUUCUCUCCUUCCACUAUAUGAGUCCCAGGGAUCAAACUCAGGUUGUCAGUCUUGGCAAAUGCCUUUACCCACUCAGCCAUUUUGACAGCCUUCACCUUCCUGAGACAGGGCCUCUCACUGAACCAGGAGCUCACCAGUGCAACUUAACUAGGAGGCCAGAAGGCCCCAGGGAGGCUCCUGUCUCUCCCUGGUGUUGGGAUGACAGUGUGUGCUGCACAUCCACCUUUCUCCAUGGGCCUCAGGGAGCCAAACUCAGAUCCUGUUCAGCAAGCACUUUAUGAAUGAGCUGUCUCCCCAGCCCCUAUGGGUCGUGGUUUUUAUGUGUCACCUUGUAAAGUGUCCAGAGCUCUUGUCACCUUGUAAAACUGAAAGUCUGUAGCCAUUAAACAAGCUGUCCACUGUUCCAGCCCACUGCCUUACCCAACUUCACUCUGGUAUUUAUGAUCUGGCAGUUCCAGGUUGAAGGUGUUCUGUGCUCCGCUCUGCUGUGGAAGCAUCUUCGCUUAAUGUCAACAAGUUGAGUGGUCCAGAUGGCCAAGGCCAAGUUCAGAGGAGGCCGAGGUCCCCAAGGGUAGGCUGCCUGUAGAGUGAGGAGGGAAGACAGUAGGAGCUAGUCCAGCACUCCGGAGGAUUAUGAGUUUGAGGCCAGCCUGGGCUAUCUAGUCCCACGGGGUGAGGAGACAACAGGGAAAUGACUCAGAGAUGUUUGGUCUUUGUGGCCUGCCCUUUGGUUUAUGACAGUCACCUCAGCAGAGCUGACCUUUGCCUCCAUCUUAAGAGAGGAGGCACCGGGCCAUCUCACAUAGUGGCUUACAGAGCACUUAUAGCCUCCAGAACCAUGGGGACCAGCCUGCGCAGUCGGUCCUUUCGAGAACCCCGGUCCUGCUACAGGAAGCUCCAUGAGUCCCAGGGGAGGUCCCUGGAGGGCCGACUCCACCGGGCACUGAGCCUCAGACAGGGCCGUGAGAAGUCCCGGUCGCAGGGCCUUGACGGCACAGAAGGGCUGGAGGUCCCUGUUCAGGAGCGACCGCCAGGGACCCUGGGAGACACGGAGCAGCUGAUCCAAACCCAGAGAGAAGGCAGCCAGCGGUGGCUGAGGCAAUACCAACAGCAGGUGAGGAGAAGGUGGGAGAGCUUUGUGGCCAGCUUCCCUAGUGUGACCCUGAAUCGACCCACCUCCCCAGAGACCUUGUUGGACACCAACAGCUAGAGCUGCUGUGAUCGUUCCUCACGCCACCGGCCGGACUCCUGUGUUUCCUCAUCUGCUCCUUCAUGGCUUUCUGUGCUCUGCACUGCUCCGGCCUUUGUCAUGUGACCCGCGGAGGUCUCUGUCACUAGAUCACUCAAGGCCUUGUGUGGCUGCCCUCCUUGGUUUGGGCAGCUAGCUCUCAGCAAAGACCUCUAUAGAGCUGAGGAGAAGGCACUCGGCUCUCUGCCUCCUGGGCCGACAGGUAUGAAGGUCUUAGGGACCCACAGAGAAAUGAGAGUUAUCAACAACACUCUUGACCCCACACAGACCAGCCACCCACUUCUAGGACAGAGUUCAGUGAAGCCAAACGCGGCUGAGAAUUUCUUGAAUAUCGCCUGCUCACAGGACCAAGCUCCACCUUGGUCCGCUAGUGACAAGCCAAGACCCCCGAUCUCCCUCACAGACAGUGAGCCUCCAAAGGCUAGGACCGUGUCUGGACUGUCCUCACUAAGGCUGCUGUAUGCCUGAGAAGCCCACACACGCACAUUGCUGCCUUGGGCCUCAUUGUAUUCUGAUGAAGGAAGCAGGGAAGUCUUCCCUCCCUGUGUGACAGAGGGUAACAGAGGCCCAGAGAAGGGAAGAGACCUUCUGCCUACACACACACACCCAGUACCUGACACUGGGGCUGAACACAUUAAUAAAGCCA